Anolis sagrei ordinatus is the source of this 3149-nucleotide messenger RNA. The record is from RefSeq and is a predicted model, not a curated record. Lineage: Eukaryota; Metazoa; Chordata; Lepidosauria; Squamata; Anolidae.
AGCGGCGGCGCCUCUCCCUAGCGCCCGCCAUCUUGGCUGCCCAACCCCCGGAAGGGACGGAGAAGGCGGCGGACGGAGAGAGAGAGAGAGCGAGAGAGAGAGAGAAGGAGGCCGAGGAAGGCGCCGGCCCUGAGGGCGAGGAAGGAGGUGGGCCCAGCAGAAGAUGGGGGGAGCAGCCCCUUCCUGACCCACCUCGGGGCCUCCAUGGACCCUCGCCCCCCGGCGCCCGGUUGUGCCAUGGGGGUCGCAGUCAGGGGGGACACCCCGCCUUUGGACACAGGAGGGGCCAGCCCCAGGAGCCCCUGCGUGCAGGACCAGGCAGGCCCCACCGAGCCCCCAAUAGGGAGCCCCCCCAAGAAGACAAGGGAUCCUGAGGAGGAGGAGGAGGAGGCACCGCCACAUGGAGCCCUGCCUUCGCGGCCGGAGGAGGAGGAGGAGGAAGAAGAGGUGACACCACAGCAGCAGCAGCCAGCAGAUGAUGAGCUCCAUGGCGCAGCAGCCCCCAUCCUGGCCCACCCUGAGGAGACGCCAGCCACCAGCACCCCUCCUCGGCCAAAGGGCACCCGCGGGAGGAAGCCCAAAAAAAGAGGCUUUGGCCAGAGGGGGGGCCGCCCCAAGAGCUCCGGAGUGGCGGUGAGCGACAGCCCCGGGCCUUCCCCAAACGGCCCCUCCCUCCUGGCCAAGGUGCCCAAAAAGCGUGGGCGCAAAUCCAAGGCGGAGCUGCUCCUGUUGAAGCUGUCGCAAGGGCCUUCUCCUGAGGAGGAGAAGACGGGCCUGGAGGACGGCCUGGAGACCACGCCUGGGGGGCGCCCGAAGCGGAGAGCGGCCAAAGCGGCCCUUCUGUACCUGCAGGAACUGGCCGAGGAGCUGAGCUCCGUGUGCCAUGCCCCGCUGUGCAGUGAGGCCUCCGAGGAUGCCCCGAAGCCUGAGGAACCUGGACGGAAGCCGCGGGGACGGAAGCCGCGGCGGGACACGUUGGAGGAGGACGCGGACUUUGUUCCUCCGGAAGAGGGGCUCCUGCAGGAGGAGGAGGACGAGGACGAGGAGGAAGAGUACAAGGAGGAUGAGGAGGACGAAGACGAGGAGAGCGACUUCCUCCUGAGCGAGGCCUCGGAGUCUGAGCUGGAGCCUGGCUCGCAGAGAGCGGUCACGGCAACACCAGUGAGGGCAAAGACCCAUUGCCGAGGCUUCGCUCCCAACGGCCUGCACAACUCCAUCAUGCUUCCGGUGUGGAAAUCCCUCUCCGUCACUCACCGCUUCCGAGAGCAGUUCCACUCUCCCUGGGAGUUUCCGGAGUGGGUGCCCUCUGCCCGGAAGUGGGCCUGCCUCUCGGAGAGGGAAGCAGAGGAGUACCUCCCGAGGGAGGCCAAGUCCCCGCUCUUCUCCAUCCAGCGAGAGGGUCUCCAGGAAGAGAGCAGUGUCCUCUACCGGGUCAACAGGUUCAGUGCCCUGCCGCCCCACCCAGAGCGCCUGGACACGACCUUCUUUGUGGGGGGGCCGGUCUGGGCGCUGGAGUGGUGCCCCACCCCGGAGGGCGCCCCAGCCACCCAGCACCUGGCCCUCUACUGCCACCCCGGCAUGGACGACCGGCGCCAUCUCUCGGGAACCCACCUGGGACCGGCCCUGCUCCAGCUCUGGGAGCUUGGCACCCUCCAGCAAGAUGCAGGGUCAGCCACCAAGCCAAGCCUGGCCUUUGCCAUUGCCACCGACCACGGCUGCAUCUGGGACCUGAAGUUCUGCCCUAGCGGUGCCUGGGAGCCCCCUUCCGUCCAGCGCAAGGCCCCCCAGAUGAGCCGCCUGGGCCUGCUGGCCGCGGCCUUCUCGGACGGGCAGGUGCUGCUCUACAGCCUUCCUCACCCGGAGGCCCUGAGGGCCCAACAGACAGCCCAGGUAACAGGCAGCGGAGGCCUCUCCCCUCGGCAGGCCAUCUACAAGGUCCAGUGCGUGGCCUCCUUGCAGGUCAGCUCCAUCCAGGCCGAGGGUUCCUCCGCUGAGUGCGGUCAGUGCUUCAGUGUGGCAUGGCUGCCCUCCAGGCCUCACGCGCACCUGGCCGCCGGCUUCUAUGAUGGCACUGUGGCCCUCUGGGACUUGACCACCACCUCUUUGCUGCUGCGGAUGCGCCAGGCGGACGGCUCCCUCCGGCUCUUCCCCUUCCACUCCUUCCUGGCCCACGACCAGGCCGUGCGCAGCAUCCAGUGGUGCAAGGCAGACAGCAACUUCCUGGUGACGGCCGGGAGAGACCGGAAGGUCAAGUUCUGGGACCUGCGUCGGCCACACGAGCCCCUCAACAGCAUCAAGCGCUUCCUGAGCACAGAGGUGGCCUGGCUACUCUCCUCCUGUGGGGUCACCGUGGCCCAGGACAACUGCUACGCCCCGUACGGCCUGUGUGGCAUCCACUACCUCGACGCUGGCUACCUGGGCUUCCGGGCCUACUUCGUGGCCCCCCGCAAGGGCACCGUCUGGAGCAUCUCUGGGUCCGACUGGCUGAACACGGUGGUCGCUGGAGACGUCACAGGGGAAGUGGUGGUGGCCAUGAUGCCCGACCUCUCCAUCAACCCCCACAACGUCAAGCGGCCCUCGGAUCGCAGAUUUCCCAUCUACAGGGGGGACCUCUUGCCCCGCAGCUGCCUCCUCCUCAGCAAAGAGGGCCCUGGAUCGGGGCCUGUGGGGCCGGGAGAGAGGCCCCGGGCAGCGGAGGGCAAGAGCUACGGCCAGGCAACGGCCCAGAGUUACCUCCUCUUCCAGGACACGGAUCUGAGGAGCUUCAAGAGCUUCCGCCGAAAGGCCCACAAGCAGGAGCAUCGCGGCUUCCCCGAAGCCAAGGAGGGGGUCAGCCUGGGGGGGCCGCAGCUGGAGGCCGUCCACAAGGUGUGCUUCAGCCCCAACCUGUCCUGCCACAGCUGGCUGGCCUCGGGCGGCCACUCGGGCCUGGUGCGCCUGCACUGCCUCCGCGCCCUGGUCUCCCCGCUCAGCCACAAGCUGCAGAGGGAGUGCCAGGCCCACGUGGGUGCCAUGGCCCAGGCCGACGGGGGCAGUCCUUCGGCGGCGGCGACAGCGACGGUGCCCCUCGCGGCUGUCAGCUGAAGACUCAGCAGAGGACCCUCAGGGCUCCACGGAGCAGAGAGAGUCGUGUGGAAGCCAGCAGCUGG